Loxodonta africana (African savanna elephant) is the source of this 8820-nucleotide messenger RNA. RefSeq names its product GTP binding protein 1 (gene GTPBP1). The record is from RefSeq and is a predicted model, not a curated record. Lineage: Eukaryota; Metazoa; Chordata; Mammalia; Proboscidea; Elephantidae. Gene Ontology annotation, biological process: translational elongation. The transcript is spliced from 12 exons. Gene Ontology annotation, molecular function: translation elongation factor activity; GTPase activity; GTP binding. The coding region runs from base 1156 to 2922 and encodes 588 amino acids.
AUGGUCGGGAAGAUCAGGUAGUGGAGGGAAGGGCAGGGGUGACAGCUGCAGGCUCUCCCUGGUGUCGGGAAAGGAAACAGAAAGUAGCCGAUCAGCCGGGAGAAGGGUAGCCGAGGAACCUUUGCUUUGCGAAUGCGCCCAAAACGAAAUUGAGAGCUGGGCAUAACCCGUAAUCCUGAGAGUGGAACCUCAUUUUAUAAGGAUGGAAUAAUGAAAGAUGUUUUAAAGCGUGUCUUCUGAGCUGUUGAGAAAGUGGGCAGGCUUUAAGGGUGCACCAUCUGCUUGGCAUUGUGGGGGAUAAAAAGUAAGUCUAAUAUGUGACUGGUGUUUGAAGGUGCUUGCCAUUCUAAAGGUGCCGACUGGGGAGUCAGACAGGAUUCACUUUCUCGGCCUGCCACUUAAAAAAGGCUCUGUGACCUUGGAAAAGUUUCUUAACGUCUCAGUUCUCCAGCUACAUCAUUUUAAGAAAGUACAGGUGCACUAUGAAAAUUAGAAACACGUAUGACACCCAAGACGGUGCCUGAUACGUACUAAAAGCACAGUAAAAAUGUUUGAAAUGAACUGAAUAACUGAUAAUUCCCUGUGCAGAAUGACUAGCAGCAGGCGAUGGAAGAGAGAAUACAAAUACCACUGGCUACCUGUUGUUGGACAGUUACAAUAGAGAUGUUUAUCAAGCUUGAAAGAAGUUUGAAACUUUUCAGUCUGGUGGUGACAUUGCGCGAAACUUGGACCUGAUUGGAGAGAACCUUCCCUGCAACCUAAGCAAGCCAACUCUCAACUGCUCUCUCUCCCUCUAAUCCCAGCUGAGCCCUUGGAAGCCAGCAAGCCACUGCUUAGGGCUUAUCACAGUGGCCCUGAGGCUGUAAUGAGGAUGGCCAAGUUUGGAGAGAAGGAUCAUCAGGGAAGUAUGUGAGGCAAUGUGACAGGAUGCAGAAGACCCAGAUGGCAUCCAGGUAUACAAGUCCAAGCUCUGAUGAGCCAGUUCAGGAAGUUGUAAGAGGUGCACCCGACUCCCAAGCAGAUGAGCUGGGUGUCAAGACACGGUCAAGGUGCUGAAGAAACCUGAAAACAGUGGGAAGUUGCAGGGACAGAGUUGCAAAGAAGCUGGUCCUAGUGAGCCCUACGUCAGAGCAGUAUGACAGCCUACUUCGGCAGAUGUGGGAGAGGAUGGACGAGGGAUGCGGAGAGACCAUAUAUGUCAUUGGGCAGGGAUCAGAUGGGACUGAAUACGGGCUGAGUGAAGCUGACAUGGAGGCCUCCUACGCCACAGUGAAGAGCAUGGCUGAGCAGAUUGAGGCCGACGUCAUCCUCCUGCGGGAACGGCAAGAAGCUGGGGGCCGUGUACGGGAUUACCUGGUCCGGAAACGAGUAGGAGACAAUGAUUUCCUGGAGGUCAGGGUAGCAGUAGUGGGCAACGUGGACGCCGGCAAAAGCACACUUCUGGGGGUCCUGACACACGGGGAGCUGGACAAUGGCCGAGGCUUUGCCCGCCAGAAACUCUUCCGCCACAAACAUGAGAUUGAAUCUGGUCGCACCAGCAGCGUGGGCAAUGACAUUCUGGGCUUUGACAGCGAAGGCAAUGUGGUGAACAAGCCAGACAGCCACGGGGGCAGCCUUGAGUGGACAAAGAUCUGUGAGAAGUCCACGAAGGUUAUUACCUUCAUCGACUUGGCUGGCCACGAGAAAUACCUGAAGACCACUGUCUUUGGCAUGACUGGCCAUUUACCUGACUUCUGCAUGCUCAUGGUGGGCAGCAAUGCUGGCAUUGUAGGGAUGACCAAGGAGCACCUGGGCUUGGCCUUGGCACUCAAUGUGCCCGUCUUUGUGGUGGUUACCAAGAUUGACAUGUGUCCUGCCAACAUCCUGCAAGAAACCCUGAAGCUGUUACAGCGCCUGUUGAAGUCACCAGGAUGCCGGAAGAUCCCUGUGCUGGUGCAGAGCAAGGAUGACGUGAUUGUCAUGGCCUCAAACUUCAGUUCUGAGAGGAUGUGCCCAAUCUUCCAGCUCUCCAACGUAACAGGUGAGAACCUAGAGCUGCUGAAGAUGUUCCUCAACCUCCUGUCCCCCCGCACCAGCUACAGGGAGGAGGAGCCCGCUGAGUUUCAGAUUGAUGACACCUACUCUGUCCCGGGUGUGGGGACGGUAGUGUCGGGAACAACACUGAGGGGCCUGAUCAAACUGAAUGACACACUGCUGCUGGGUCCAGACCCUCUGGGGAACUUCCUGUCCAUUGCUGUCAAAUCGAUCCAUCGCAAGCGAAUGCCUGUUAAGGAGGUGCGGGGUGGCCAGACGGCCUCCUUCGCACUGAAGAAGAUCAAACGCUCAUCCAUCCGGAAAGGCAUGGUGAUGGUUUCCCCACGCCUGAAUCCCCAAGCAUCCUGGGAGUUUGAGGCGGAGAUUCUCGUCCUCCACCACCCCACCACCAUCAGCCCACGCUACCAGGCCAUGGUGCACUGUGGGAGCAUCAGGCAGACGGCCACCAUUCUCAGCAUGGACAAGGACUGUCUGCGCACUGGGGACAAGGCCACUGUGCACUUCCGCUUCAUCAAGACCCCUGAGUACCUGCACAUAGACCAGCGGCUGGUGUUCCGGGAAGGCCGCACCAAGGCUGUGGGCACCAUCACCAAGCUCCUCCAGACCACCAACAACUCCCCGAUGAACUCCAAGCCCCAGCAGAUUAAAAUGCAGUCAACAAAAAAGGGCCCCCUGAGCAGACGGGAAGAGGGGGGCCCCGCAGGUGGGCCCUCAGUAGGUGUACCCCCACCUGGGGACACGGCCACCUCUCUUGGGGCUGCGCAGCCGUCUGCAGCCAGCAGUCUUCAGCCACAGCCCAAGCCCAGCAGCGGGGGCCGGCGACGGGGUGGCCAGCGACACAAAGUGAAGUCCCAAGGAGCCUGUGGGACUCCUGCCAGCGGCUGCUGAAUCUUCCCCGGCCCAGCCCCUCCACCCGAGGGAUCCUCACACUGGCCACUGCCCCACCAGAUGGCCAGAGCAGCUCUGACCACAGCCCGCCCUCCCCUCAGGCCACAGCCAGAGCCACCCUUGUCACCCCCACCCCUGUUUUCCAGGGGGCUUGUAAUUUAUAAGCCGAGGCAGGUGGCCAGACUUCCUAAGGACUGACCAUCUCUCACCCCCUUUCCACCUUCCUCCUCACCCACACGUUUUUUGUACAUCUGGGCCCUUAGUUUUUAUUCUUUUUAUUAUAUAUCUAUAUCUAUAUUUAGCGUGUGUGUGCGUGUGUGAGGUGCAGGAUGCGGCCGGUCAGGGCCCUGUCAUUCUCUCCUUUUCUCCCUCCGUGGCUGGCCACCAACCCCCAGAAGCUGUCCACCUGCCUGCCCGUUAGUCCGUCCGUCUGUCUGUCUGUCUGUCUUGUAAUAAAAUCCUCAGGGCCUUUAGGGGAUGUCAGGGAGCCGAAGGAGUACCCCACUUUCCCUGACCCCCUCCUCUACACUCGGGCCCUUCCAUGGAGCCAGGGCUCUGAGUGAGGGGCUUCUGGGUUAAGUGUCUGCUGCUGUCAGAGCAGGGAGUCCCUGAUCUAGGACUUGGUGGAGAGCAGUGGCUUCCCAUUUUCUCUGUCCCCCUCUGCCCCCAAGUAACCUUGUUUCCUUAAGCCUAGCAACGGGUAAUGCCAAAAGCUGUUAAGUUUUAACCUGUAGAUGUGUGGAGGGGAGUGGAGAAUGGAGUGUAGGACCCUCCCUGCCUCCAACUCUGACUCUUGCCACUGACCCAAAGACAGUGGGUGGGUUUUCCCCUUGAGACAAUCCUGUGUUUGCCUGGACUGCCGUGGCCCUCCUGGGCCCUGCCGUGGCCCUCCUGGGCCCUGCCAUGGCCCUCCUGGGCCCUGCCGUGGCCCUCCUGGGCCCUGCCAAUCCUACCAAGCCUUGAGUCACUUGCCUUGCCCCGGAGCUGCUGCCCCCUGCUUGGACUUUGGCUCUGGAUUGUGUUGGGCCUUGGGGCACUGAUUACCCAGGUGGGGUCUGGCAUGCUGAGGAUCAUGUUUUCUAGCACCUCCGGUGGGUGGGGGUGGAGGUGUUCACCUGGGCCAGGCCGGAACAGGAACCCCUUCCUCCCCAUCACACCCCACCGUGUCCCAACAUGGCUGCUACGGGAGCUGACUGUUGGGUUUCCCGCGCGGCAGGGAAGGGCCUGUGCCGGGUUUGGAAGCCCUGAUUGGGCCAUGAGGGAGAGGCAGGGGGGGUGGCGAAAAAGACCUGCAGGCCUGCACAGAGCUUUAAGCCCUCUGGAAGAAGCGCCGUCCGGGUGGAGGAUGCCCAGCCCAGAAAUGGCAACGUAGGCCUGGACUGAAGCCCCAGUUAGGGUGGGUGCACUGACAGGCUGAGAUUUGUUCCUUCUCUAGCCAGGGCAGACACCCAGCUGGCGGGGUCCUUCCUCAGCCUCGCCUCCUUCCUGUCCCCCAACCUUCCUUUUUGACCCCCUGCUUCUGGACUGCUGGUCCCCUUUCCUUCCCUCCCGCCAACUGUUUCUAGUUACCACUGACCUGUGGCCAUGAGCUGACCAGACCAGCAUACAAAAUAAAAGUUGGUUCCAAGUUGCCAGUGUCGUGGUCCCUGCCCAGCCCCUCCAGGCAGGUGCUGCCCACGGGGUACGCUGCAGCUUUGCUGUCCCUGAGCACCCAGUGAGCAGCCGGAGCAGGGCUGGGCCAGCUGGGCUUAGGUUCUCCUGGCUGGCAGGUGUGGCUCCGACACCCAGGCUCCUCCACUUGCUGUGUGAUGCAGUCAAGUUACCAACCUUCUCUGAAGGGCAGUUUCCUCAUCUACAACUAGAGGCCAGUUGCUACCUCAGGCUGCUGGUGAGGAUUCAGUGAGGAAAUCUGUGAAGCCCCUGACACAGUGCCCUGGCCCAUGGGGAGGUCCUCAGUAAAUGGCCACCACACUCUACCAUCCAUGCCAGCAUCUUGCUCUGGGCUGGACGAGGAGUCCCAAGUCCAUAGCAGAGGCCAAGAGCUGAGGUUCAGGCUGAAAGGAGAAAUGUGGCAAUGUGGCAUUGAUAUGUUUGUGCUGUGGGGCUGGGGCUGUACUAGGUGGCCUCACGUACUUCAUGUUCUUUGAUGGUUAUGACUGCCACCUAUGAGGUAGGUGCUAUUAGUUCCAUUUUUCUAAUUUAGGAAACUGAAGCUCAGAGAAGUGUCCCCCAGCAAGUGGCAGUUCCUGCACCAGCUUUGCCCUCAGCCUUUCAGUCAGCAGCCUGGCCUUGGCCUUUCACCCUGCCUGCGUGUCUGCUGGCUGUUUUCCUCUUGCUUUUUGGCUCUGGCUCUGCUUAUGGGGGCUGCUGCUGGCCCAGCCCACUGGGUGCCUUCAAAACAGGCCUGCAGUGUUCAGCACGCUUUGCUCUUUCUGCCCCCGUGGCAGGCGCUAUGGAAUUUGUGCCUCCGCAGGCUUUAGUCCUGGCUCUGGGAGCAGAUGGAAGCUUUUGUGUGAACUCUUUUGGCCCCUACAAGUGGCAGUGGUUGCCAUAACCACUUUUUUCACAUUCAGAAGCUGUGCCCCCUAUGCUGGCCUCUGCCAUCAGACAUUCGAGAGGGCCGGGCUGGCUCUUGGUGCUCACCAGGCGCACACCUGCUGGCAUGCCACUGAGUUAAGUGUCUCCCUGUCAUUAACGCGGAUGACAGAGGUCCCUUACAGGUCCAAGCCCUACCAACUAUCCAUUUGGAACAAGACACCAGCCCUUUUGUAGUUGAUGAAGAAUAAAGUUGUUAAUCCUGUCAUCUUUACUGGCAGAUCCUGGCCCUUCUGUACGUGCAGCAAACGUGUACGGAUGUGUUAGCAGGAAUAAGGCCUUCUGAUGGGGUGGGACAGAGAUGGCCCAGAUCCCAGUCAGGACCACCGUUCUGCUUAUUGGCCACCUCGGCACAGCGUGAACAAAGGCAACAGGAAUAGAAGGUGGUGCAAGGGGAAGUGGAAGUUUGAGUGGGGUUGAGGGGCUUACCAGGAGGACGGUGGAGUGGGGGCUGUACGUGUGACAUGAGGGGCACCUAGGGUUUGCACAUGCACAGGAUGGCACAUGCCAGGACCAGGACGGGCACAAGCAAAGGCACCUGGCUCGGGCCAUGUGGCAAGUUCCAGGAAGCCAUUCCCUGGUGCUGUUUGGGGUGUCUUUGUUGAGAUGAGUUGUUGGGUGAACCGGGGAGGGAAGCGAGCAGGAGAUGAGAGAGGGAGGACAGUUUCCCACAUGCUGAGUGGAGAGGCCAGCUGGCCCUCGGCCCCAGGCUGGGUUUGCUCUCUGCCCAGCACCCUUCCCCUGUGGCAGUUUGUCCUCCACAUGACUGGCUUCGUGCCCUGGGCCAGGUGCCAUGGUCGGGGAAAGAGCUGUGAGAGACCCAGUGGGGAGCUACCCAGAGCCCUUGAGCAGGUCCUAGGAGUCACUGAGUCAGGGAGAUGUUUGCAGGGAAGGAUCAGGACCCGUGUCCCCUGAGCUGGCAGGUUCUGGCUCUUCAGGGGACCCCCAGAAGCAUUACAGUGCGACACCUGCUUGGCCCAUCCCAGAAACACGGGGCAAAUAUCUAAUUUCUGUGGAAGAGGGUCACAACACUCAAGGUGGACGUGGUCAGUAGUUAAGAGUAACUUUUUCUACCUCUUGCUCAAACCGGGGUUUGCUCAAACAUCACUGAAAAAAGCCGACUUGCCUCCUGCUUCAUAGUGGGCUAUCAGUGACAGCUCCUAAAACACCUCACUUCCUUCUUCUGCCAACCUGCCGCCCAGAACCAGACUGGAGUCAGCCUGGCCUCAGACCCCGCUGCCCCCACUCCCACAUCCCAGUUUUAGCCAAGAGGUGAACACGGAGGCUUGGCUUCUGCAAUUGAGUAACUCUUAGGGGGCAUUGUUUUGGCCAGCAUUCAUUCUCCCAUUUUCCCAAGAGCAGUCUCAUAAAUAGCCACCACACUCCUUUAAAUCCAGGGCAUAAUUUAUUCUUUUGCAUAGGCAUAAAUUAGAAUCUGGAGAUACAAAAUUAAGAACCAAGAGUGCAGCAUUUGUGACAGGAGAGCGCGAAACAAAACCUGGCUGACUCGGGCCGGGCUGUGCAGGGGGCGCCCUGGAGGGCUCAGCCCUGGCACAGCAGCCCUUCCUGUCCCUUCCCAACAGACCAGAACCAGUGGCUACAUCUGGAGCCGUUGCCCCAAGCCCUUCUGGCAACCAGGUUCCAAGGAACUGAAUUAUCACCCAAAGCCCCCCAGAACGGGGCUAGGAAGUCAAGCCCUUAGCUUUUCUUUCAGUUAAAAAACAGACCUUGAAAAAUAUAUACAUAAUACAGUUGGGCCUGCUGGGUCUAAAAGCCCCUCCUCACCCCCCUCCCAACCCAGUGUAACUGCCAGCUCCUCCCCCAGCCCCCACCCUGACUCCCGUCCAUGGAAAAUGAGCCAGAAAAGGAAACAAAAUCUGAGCAAGAGCUGAAAGACCCCAAAGGGUAGCCUGAGGGUUAGGGCCUCCUUACAGCAGGUGCCUGAGUAGGUUUAUGGGGGGCAGGAUCGACCGUGACACCCAGAAUGUCACCAUCAUCACUGGACCCCACAAGAGCCUAGGGAGCUCCUUGCUUCUCACCCUCCCAGCUGCCCCCAGAUGCUUGUGUGCCAGCGAGUCAACUCCUCUUCACAGCAGCCCUGUAGGGCAGAGCAGAACUGCCCCGUAGGGUUUCCUAGGCUGUAAUCUACAGGAACCCAUCUCCAGGUCUUUCCUCCCACUGAGCAGCUGGUGGGCUCAAACCACUGAACUUUCGCUUAUUAGCCAAGCACUUAACCGUUGUGCCACCAGGGCUCCUCAUCCCCACGUGUUAGUGGUCCCAAAGAGCCGAUGGGGUUCCUGACCCCCGGGGAAUGUGGUGAGCUCGCUCUGGGGCACUGGCAGGCCAUGGCAGGAAUGGGAUGCCGAGUGGGCCUGCCUCAGCGGCAGGGAAGAAAAAGCAACUCUUCCCAGCAAAGGAGAGUCCUGUAGGCCUGCCCUGGCCGCUCAGAGCCACACAGGGCAACUGCCCUGAUGAAGUGCACAGGACCCAGUGCCCUCUAGGGUACGAGAAGUCCCCGGCCCCACCUAUACCCAGGACAGAUAACAGUGUGCAGAUACCCCUCAGGGAAUCCAGGGCCAGGCUUCCUAGAUGGGCAGCAGCCACACUGGAAGAGCCCAGCAACCGUACACUAGUGCUUCCUCUCUGGGCUUCAGUCCGUGCUGUGCUGAGCCCCCUCCCCACACAGGAGCAGCUCUGCUCAUCUGCCCAGGCCCUGGCUUGUCCUGCCGGCAGCUUUGGCACGUGCUUCGUUCCCAUGCCUCUGGCAGCAGCUCCUGGGAGGCAGCCCCAUCACCAAGGCCCAAGGCCAGGAGGCUUCCCCUGUCCUUUGUUGAAGCGUGUUCAUUCAUUACCCUUCCCCGUGAUAUGGUACAUAUAUACACCCUCCCAGGAGGGGGACAUCAACCCUGGCUGACAUGAGGACAGCCAGGAAUAAAGGGAGACCACCGGGCUACUGUCCACCCCAAGCUGCCCAUUGCUCAGGACAGCCCUGUGUGUCCUCUUGUGUCCACCGGGGCAGGAGCUCUUCUUUCUUGCUCCUGGAAGUUGGCGCUAAUCAAGCAUGUGGGGAAGUGGCAGGGUACUGCUCACCCACCCCAGAGAAGGCAGAUGCGGCGUGCUGAGAGGGGCAGCCCAGGCCCACGGGCUGGCCUCCUGGUGGCUGGCGGCAGGCACGAGCAAGAAAGUCUAGUGGGCAGGGUCCCCGUGCACCCUGAAGCGGUAGAUGCAGGUGUACUCAGGGUGGCCCCAGUUGGUCAGGAUUCGCAGCUCCACCACCUGGUAUGUGGCCAUUGUAGGGUCCUG